Molecule: messenger RNA, 748 nt
Organism: Mangifera indica (mango)
Lineage: Eukaryota; Viridiplantae; Streptophyta; Magnoliopsida; Sapindales; Anacardiaceae
Product: partner of Y14 and mago-like
Exons: 5
Coding region: 1-639 (212 amino acids)
Biological process (GO): exon-exon junction complex disassembly
Cellular component (GO): cytoplasm; exon-exon junction complex
Molecular function (GO): RNA binding
Source: RefSeq, a predicted model, not a curated record
AUGGCAAGGGCUCAACAUAGGAUGAAGAUGUUCGCUGAUAAAAAGAGGACAGAGAGGAGAUUUGACAUUGGAACGCGUCAUUAUGUCCCUCAAGAUGAAGUCGUUGUCUAUCAGUCCAAAGGUGCUCUGUUGAAAAAGGAGUUAAUAGCAUUGCAGGAGGUGCCUCCUGGUUAUGAUCCAGUUAUUGAUUCAAAACCAAAGACUAAGUCCGCUAAAAGAAAUGAAAGAAAGAAAGAGAAGCGGCUACAGGCUGCUCUUGAAAAGGGCAAGAACUUGGAAGCCACAAUAGAUGGGGAGACAAAUAAGGAAGAAGUGGAACUUGCUGAAAAUAUAAGUCAUGGAUUGGAAUCUGCCAAUUCAUUGACAUCUCAGAUGAAUCAACUGUGUGUUUCCACAAAUGCAGUUUCAGUGUUCCCUCCAUCAGACCCAAAGGAUGCUGCGGAUGCAGUAGCUGUGAGUCAAGAUGUUGAUAAAAGAAUUCGUGCACUUAAAAAGAAGAUCCGUCUUGCAGAAGCUCAACAACAAAAGACUGGACAGCAGGAAAUGAAUCCGGAGCAGCUAGAGAAGUUGUCGAAACUUGAAGGUUGGACGGAGGAGCUGAAGCUUUUGGAGGAUAGAAAGGAGGUGGCAUCAUCAUGAUUACGGAUUGUGUUCUUUAAAUUUGUGUAGCCUUGGUUUAUAGUUUGCUUGGUGAUGUGAACUCUUUGAUUGUGUGAAUUGAUGUUUCAUCUAUCAAGAUUUGAUUCAA